AAAACGUUGACACUGUCUUUUGUCAUUGUCACUUCAUAGUUAUCAAAUUCUGUUGAAAGUCUCAAAAAAAUCUCAACUCAAGUUGAAAACGAAAUUACGAAAUGCGAAUGAAAUACAAAUGCUUGUUGUAAACGUAUUGUUAAUUUUGAAAGUUUUACAUCUGCAAAGAUACGCCAAUUAAGGUGAAGCUGAUACACCGCUAAAAUUUGCAUUUUAAUAAACAAACGCAAGUACUUACCUAGUUAAUUUAUUACAAGAAGAAUGACAUCUAAACUAUUAGUGCCAGUAGCAUUAGGCUUGUCUCUGGUCACAGUGACAGCCUUUGUGGUGUACUACGUGUUCAAACAGGAUGAGGAUGAUGAAUGGAAGAAUGUGAAGACCUCGAGAGUAAACGUCAUUGAGAUCAGUAUUCCGAAGAGCAUCUUGCCUGCUUUGAUUGGUCGCGGCGGUUCCAACAUCAAAGGUAUAGAGGAGAAGACCGGUGCAUUGAUCCACUUCAAGAAAUUCAGUGAUAAGGACCACGAUGUGUGCAUCAUCAGAGGAAGGACCACUACCACCCAGCUAGCGGAGACCAUGAUACAUGAAUUCAUUAAGCAGCAACCGGUCAUUGUGGAGGAUUCCAUGGAAGUACCUGGAUGGUCGUGCGGCAGGAUUAUUGGGACUGGAGGCGAGAACAUAAACGACAUUAGCCACUGUAGCGGCGCGCGCGUGCGCAUCGAAAGUUCUGGUGAUAAGAACACAAUGAAGCAGGUCACCUUCCGAGGGACUAAGGAGCAGAUUGCACAUGCUAUGGAGCUAAUAGAGAAAUGCGUGGCGCAAGAGAAAUGCCGUCGCGAGAUCGAGCAAAGCAAGCGGAGCCCCCGGCACGAGGGCCGAGCCCCCAGCGCCGACCGCGAAGACAUGCCAGGUGACGUCAAGCAUGUCAAAUAUAAAAGGCCUGCAGAGUGCGGUGGCGCGCCGAUCGAGGUGUACGUAUCGGCGGUGUCUUCCCCGAGUCGGUUCUGGGUCCAGUUCGUGGGGAGGCAGGUCACGCAACUGGACGAACUGGUGGCUAAGAUGACGGAUUAUUAUAACAACAAGGAGAAUAGAGCGGCGCAUGCGUUGUCGUCAGUGAGCGUGGGCCAGCUGGUGGCGGCUGUGUUCCGCCACGACGGCCGCUGGUACCGCGCACGAGUUCACGACAUAAGGCCCAACGAGUUUGAUGCCACUCAGCAGGUGGCAGACGUGUUCUUUGUAGACUAUGGCGAUAGCGAAUAUGUAGCGACGCAUGAGCUGUGCGAGUUGAAAGCCGACCUGCUGGGGCUGCGGUUUCAGGCCAUGGAGUGUUUUUUGGCGGGAGUGCAGCCGAAGUCGGAUGAAGCAACCGGCACUCCGCGCUGGAGCUCCCAAGCCGUAGAGAGAUUUGAAGAUCUCGCUCAGGUAGCGAGAUGGAAGCCAUUGGUGUCUAGAACGUGCACGUAUAAGAAGACUGCGACUGUGGAGGGGGAGAAAGAGAAGGAGAUACCCGGCAUCAAACUGUUCGACGUCACCGAUGAAGGGGAGCUGGACAUCGGCGCAGCCCUAGUGGCGGAGGGGCUGGCGGAGGCGGCGCCGCUGCGAGCGCCCGCGCCGCCCGCCGCGCCCUACGGCGACCUCGGCCACUCGCGAGUGCUGGGAAUGCUGUCUGGGGGAGGCAGCCGCUGCUCUUCAGUCCCAAAAGACCACAAGGACGACCAACCAGUCAACACCACCCGACCUGACAGCCCUAAAGAAAACGACCGAAUGACUACAUCGAAAUCGCACGCUUCCGGCCUCGAGAAGGCUGACAAAAUCCAAGCGGUAUCUAACUUCGACCUGUCUUACCCCGACACUAAACCCAAAACCGUGAACGGGUCCCACGGCGAAUUUCUAAAUAGAGAAAAAGAGAAUUUAGACAAAGAAGCGUCAACAGAUACGUUAGUACCUGCGCAGACGCCGGUGUUGUCUAAAUCGCCUCUAGAUGAUUUCAAAGCGAAUAUAAACAGGAUCGAUUCACAUCAUAGUAGUUUGGAAGCGUUGGGUAGGACGCACGAGUUGCAUAAGUAAGUUAUGUGGCGGUCGAUAAAGUUUUAUACGUAUUUUUUUUUCAACAUAAACAUGAUAUUUAUAGACACCACAAUUCCGAUGAAAAAGUAUCAGGACUAAACUCAAUCGUCGGUCUGUUCGAAAAUGGAUCUUAAUAAUAUUGCAAUUAAACACACAAUCGACAAAUAUAAAAGUCAGUAAAACAGUUUUGUAUUAAAUGGUUGUGUGCUUUAUUGCUUUGUUAUGAUCAAUUUUUCAAUUGUUAACAUCUGUAGAAUAGCGUUAGUUCUGACAUUUUAUUCUUCGAUUUUCAUGUAUCUAGUAUAGAAUUGAUCGAAGUUUCUUCACGUUAAAUAAAGUGCUCGGCACAUUAGCUCAACUAACAUCACAGAGUUAAUAAUAUUUCUUCGUUCAGAACGCAUUUCGAACACCCCUCCCACACCUCUUUUUAUAUCUCAUCUUACCCACUGUUUGACAGUAAAUAACAGAUACAAAAUAAGCAAGCGUGUACUCGAAUCGAAUGCUCGUUCUAUUAAAAAAGAUGAUGUCCGCGAUCAUGUAACCAACUUGGAAAAUUGUCUACUUAAGCAAAACUUAAAUCUUUUUAAAAAUAUAUAUGUCUCUUUCUAAUUAACGUAAUCGAAAGAGAUGAAGGACAAUAGUAAUUGGAGGAUAUUUUAAAUUCUGCUAAUUUUUAUCCGGAGUUGUUCCUCCAAGUUGGUUAUAUGUUCAUGGUUCGGAAUGUAUUACAGUGGCGGCAAUCGGCAUAUGUACUUUAGCCCCAAUAUCAUAGGUCAUAUUAUAAAUUCUAAAACACGUAUGUUAUAGUUCAAUUUUGUUUCAAAGUCUAAUGUAUAAAAAGUUAAAUAAGUACUUAACAACUUGAUAAAAAUAUCACUAAUGUUAUUUUUCGAAAGUAUUGAUACUAAAUUUUUUAAGCUUAUCAACCAUAAUAUGGAUCCUAAAAACUUUGUAAAAGUGUAUUUGUCUGCGUUAGCAGGUGCAGUCAAUUUGUAAAAAAUAUAUUAUGUUAAAGAAAAACAUAUCUUGUCAAUUGUUGAUAUUGAAAGGACAUCGACACUUUGAUAGUCUGUAGUCGGCCUACAACGUGGCUUUAAAAUGUUUUAAUUAGUAGGUACAUAAUUAGUUAUUUGUUUCUCUUAUCAUCAAGCACCUGCCUUUAUAUAAGGUUUGUCCUUACUUAGUGCAAACAUAAUAAGAGCAAGUGCAUUGCAGUUGAUUUUUUCAAUUUUAUCUUACAGUUACCACUAUUAUAAGUGUGUACCAUGUUUAUAUACAGUCAACUUCAGGAAAAAGGUUUGUUUAUAGAACAAGGGUAUUUCUCUACGGUUUUCUGUACAUAAGCUAUGAUAUUUUAGGUUUUUUACAAUUAUUUAUAUACAAAUAUGCAGGACAGUAAAUCUACUGAACG
This is a messenger RNA of Amyelois transitella, 3475 nucleotides long. It is a transcript of the gene papi, whose product is annotated as tudor and KH domain-containing protein homolog. Gene Ontology annotation, molecular function: RNA binding. The transcript has 13 exons. Bases 262 to 2064 code for a protein of 600 amino acids. The record is from RefSeq and is a predicted model, not a curated record. Lineage: Eukaryota; Metazoa; Arthropoda; Insecta; Lepidoptera; Pyralidae. Gene Ontology annotation, biological process: spermatogenesis.